GCAUAUCCCACUGUUUUUUGUUUUUUUUAGUGGGCGUGAAAGCCGUGAUCAAGCUGUGCACAUUUUGUUACAGCAGGCGCUGUUAAAAGAAACUUAACUGAGACAGUGACUUCGACCUACUGGUACGCGACACUUGGUCGGUUACAAGCCGGCCCGUUCCGCUCCCAGUGUGACUACGGUGACUACAGCCUUACAAAUCAUUAUCGUUACGAUAGAAUGACAUCUCUCAUUGAAAGGAGAGCGAUCGGAGGCUAUUCUAAUUCACAGACAUUGCCUAAGAGCACACCUACGUCUUUCAUACCAGGAACACGGUUCGAUAAGAUAAAGUAAAGCAAACUAAGGGACGAUUAGACGCGCUCAGUAUCCAGGUUGCCGCUGCGGAAGAGGGAUGCCGGUAUGUCGGAUGAAAAUGAAGAGUUCCCAGUGUACAAAUCCAAAGAUGUGCCAUUUUCUUGGAGGAGCCCAAAGGAUAUCAAUACUGAUGCUGUGCUACACACCGAUGGAAGAACAAGAUUCCAGCAGGGAGAGUUAGGGGACUGCUGGCUGGUGGCUGCUAUUGAAAGUCUCAGACAUCAAGUCAACCAGGAGUCUUUCAAUGAGGUCGUUCAAGCACAUGGCAAUGACCUGGAGUUCAGGUUCUGGAAUGCGGGCACAUACCAGCAAAGUGUGAUGCUAGUCAAUGAUGCAGUACCUACCAGAGAUGGGGCUCUUGUUUUCAUACGUAAUACAGAGGGCAAUGAGUACUGGGGGAUCCUCCUUGAGAAGGCUUAUGCAAAGUGGGUUGGGUCCUAUGAAGGAUUGGAAGGAGGUUUCUGGACAGAUGCAAUCCAGAGCUUCACAGGGGGAGUGGUGGAAAGAAUCAAGCUUCGGGAAGGCAACAUACCAGAAAAUCUGUUUGAAAUCAUGCUAAACUCUUACCGUAGCGGCUCCUUCCUCUGCUGUAUUAAGAAGGACCCACACAGAACAGAAAAAUAUCAUUCAUGUUGCAUUGAUGCUCUGGAGAUCAAUGAAGAUAACAGCGAAAUAUGUGUUCGAGAUCCAUACAGCCAAGAAUAUAAUUUCUGGACAUAUGAGCAAUUUAUAAAUGAAUAUCACCGUUUGGAUAUGUGCCAUAAGAAUCUGGACAAUCUGAGUGCUCUCUGGGGGAAGAACAUUGGCUCCUGUCCAUGGGAAUCACAGAAUUUCAGUCUGCAACUGGAAAGCCUCUGUGAUGAGUUCAGCAUUAUACUUACUGACACCGAUGAUGACCAGGAAGGCUGCACAUUUGUUGUUGAGUUGGUGCAGAAAAUCAAACCGGAUGAAGGGGAAGAGCUCGAAUACAUCAGGCCUUGGGAUGCGUUGGUACAUUUGGAGCUGGAAGUGGGAGAAGAAAUCUUUCCAGUCAAGUUUCCGCAGGAGACACGCUGCUUUACACUGGAACCUGGCACCCAUGACAUAAGGGUCACCACUAACACGGAACAACACAGCAAGAUUUACAUGCGCAUAUUCUCCAAGAGAAUGUAUGAAGUGGAACGGAAGUAAUAAGGCUAAGGGUCUGUUACAAAACACUUGGCACACAAUUAAUGAACUGCUUCACCAAGUCUUAAUCGUGAAUAAUUUAUUGAAAAAAGGCAUGACUAUAUGUUAAUAUAUGUGAUUUCAUUGUUUUCCAGCACUGCACAGUGUCUGGUGCAGAAGAACUCAUUUAUUCCUGAAUCAGUGACACAGUGACCAAAGUUGUAUUUGAAUAGCGAUGAUGUUACAGCCUAAUUAUGCAUGAAUCGCUUUGCCCUUUAUUAUAACAAACCUCUAAAUGUUACGAUUUCUCUUAAAUAUAAUAAUUUAUUCAGAGUUAUGUUUGUACUUCUAAUAAGGAAUGGCUUUCUCUGGAAUUAGGAUAGGGCUCCUGUAUUACGAGGGAGAGUCAGUAAAUAGGUCACAAAUUGAUAUAAAGCGUAAAAUACAAGGGUUGGAUAAA
Molecule: messenger RNA, 1957 nt
Organism: Cryptotermes secundus
Lineage: Eukaryota; Metazoa; Arthropoda; Insecta; Blattodea; Kalotermitidae
Product: calpain-9
Exons: 10
Coding region: 397-1521 (374 amino acids)
Biological process (GO): proteolysis
Cellular component (GO): cytoplasm
Molecular function (GO): calcium-dependent cysteine-type endopeptidase activity
Source: RefSeq, a predicted model, not a curated record